This is a messenger RNA of Eriocheir sinensis (Chinese mitten crab), 1456 nucleotides long. Its product is annotated as annexin A11-like. Bases 128 to 1456 code for a protein of 442 amino acids. Gene Ontology annotation, cellular component: cytoplasm. The record is from RefSeq and is a predicted model, not a curated record. Lineage: Eukaryota; Metazoa; Arthropoda; Malacostraca; Decapoda; Varunidae. The transcript has 8 exons. Gene Ontology annotation, molecular function: calcium ion binding; calcium-dependent phospholipid binding.
UCUCACUCUGACGAUAAGGAUCAGGGUGUGUGGUACGUGUUUUUCAACCCUCUAAUCAGCGGCCUCAUCUCCUCCCCUCCCCAGCCGUGACCUCAGGAUAGUUAUUGUACAGUUUCUCAUUUGGUUAAUGAUGUACCCCGGAAGCAACAACCCCAGUCUCGGCUUUGGCCAGGACACGCCUUACCCACUGUACCCCGCCGCGCCCUUCGCCGGCUCGCCGUACCCGCCAGCCCCCGGAGCAGCGCCCUACCCGCCAGCAGGGGGGGCAGCGCCCUACCCACCUGCCGGGGGGAUGUCACCCUACCCCCCCGCCCCAGGAGCAUCCCCAUACCCUCCUGCCCCAGGAGGGUACCCGCCAGCCCCGGGGGCGUCGCCUUACCCGCCCACAUCGGGGACGUCGCCCUACCCUCCGGCGCCAGGAGCUUCGCCCUACCCGCCAGCCCCAGGGGCGUCCCCCUACCCGCCAGCAGGGGGGGUGGCGCCUUACCCACCAGCCUCGGGGGCGGCACCCUACGCCCCUGCGGGCGGCUCCUCGCCCUACCCGCCUGCCCCAGGGGCCGGCGCCUACCCGCCAGCCUCAGGCGCGCCGGGAUACCCGGCAGCCCCAGGGGCCCCAGGAUACCCACCAGCCACAGGGGCGCCAGGAUACCCACCAACCACAGGGGCGCCAGGAUACCCACCAGCCACAGGGGCGCCAGGAUACUCACCAGCCACGGGGGCGCCAGGAUACCCCUCAGCCACUGGAGCCCCCGGCUACCCGCCAACCUCUGGAGCACAAGGGUACCCUGCCUACGGUCAGCCCAGCUACGGAGGCAGCCCCGCCAUGGGCCAACAAUACGGCGGGACGCCCCAGGGAGGCAGCUUCAGCCCCUACACGGAGAUCCCCACCGUGACCCACAUUGCCCACUUCGACCCCAGCGGCGAUGCCUCCGUCCUCCGCAAGGCCAUGAAGGGGCUGGGCACGGACGAGGCUGCCAUCAUUGGGGUCCUGUCUCGCCGCACCUCCGACCAGCGACAGCAAAUCCUCCUCAAGUACCAGCAGGCCUAUGGAAGGGACGAGGAUGGCGCUAAGGCAGGGAAGGGACUCGAGGGGGAUCUCAUCAAGGACCUGAAGAGUGAGUUGAGCGGCAAGUUUGAGGACACCAUCAUUGCCCUGAUGACGCCGCUGCCGCUGUACCUGGCCCAUGAGGUGCACAACGCCAUACAGGGCAUCGGCACCAAUGAACGCACACUGGUGGAGGUUCUGUGUACACGCGACAAUGCCUCCCUCAUGGCCAUCAAGAAUGCCUACUUCCACCACUACCGCAAGAAGCUGGAGGAUGACCUCAGAGGAGACACCUCUGGGGACUUCCGCCGCCUCCUCAUCUCCAUGUGUGCAUGCAGCAGAGAUGAAACCAGCUGUGACCCGGCCCUCGCCAACGGCCUGGCCCAGCAGCUGUACAAGGCCGGUGAGUGA